Messenger RNA from Sphaerulina musiva SO2202, 1299 nucleotides. RefSeq names its product ribosomal protein S7. Gene Ontology annotation, cellular component: ribosome. Lineage: Eukaryota; Fungi; Ascomycota; Dothideomycetes; Mycosphaerellales; Mycosphaerellaceae. Gene Ontology annotation, molecular function: mRNA binding; structural constituent of ribosome; rRNA binding. The record is from RefSeq and is a predicted model, not a curated record. The coding region runs from base 42 to 1124 and encodes 360 amino acids. The transcript is spliced from 2 exons. Gene Ontology annotation, biological process: ribosomal small subunit assembly; translation.
GCAGCGCACCUCAUUGUACAUUGCCAUUGACGAUCAGUACAAUGCCUUCCGCCAUCAAUCCGCUCCCGGUGCUCCGAACAGUCGCCUUCCGCCCGCGACUAGCUGUUGCUCGCCGCAGCAAUGUGGUUGUGGGAGUCUCGCGGCGCACUUUUGCAGACAGCAGCAAAGACCUGCCCAAAGCCGAAGGCGAGAACGUGGGACCCAACAUGCAGCAGGCAGAGCAUGUGAGCGAGGAAGCAGCGAAGAUGGCCAAGAUCCAGGGCGGCAAGGGACCAGAUAUCGAGGGCCAGGGCACACCUGUGCAGGAUAUCUUGAAAGAGGAGAAGGAGACACGGAAGAAUGCGCCUCAAGUCAUGAAGGACGAUGCGAAGGCCGGCAACACAACUAAGCCUCACACUCAAACACGACAGUUCUCGACGUAUGCACGUAGACGACUCGAAGUGGAAUCUUCAUCAUAUGCGCCUCCAGCAAUCGAACAGUCCUUUGGUACCACUGCUGCCGCCGACUACAGCGCCUCCGCCUCUGCCGAGAUUGACACCUCCGAGCCCAAAGGCCACAAAUUCCCGCUUCCACCCCUUCCUCUUCCUCGGGAACUGGUGAAAGAUCACAGGUACGACCCAGUCGUCACUCAAAUUACCAACCUGCUCAUGAAAGACGGCAAGAAGUCCAAAGCGCAGCGCAACAUGAGCGUCAUCCUCAACAUCCUCCGAACCUCCCCAGCUCCCACAUACAACCCCAAUCGGCCCUUGCUACCUGGCGCACCGCCUGCAUCACAUCUCCCUCUGAACCCGGUCCUGUACCUUACACUUGCCGUGGACAGUGUCGCGCCUCUCCUUCGCAUCCGAUCACAGAAAGGUGCGGCGGGUGGUGGUGUGGCAUUGCAAAUUCCAGUACCGCUGGGGUUGCGACAGAGGAGACGGACGGGGUUCAUGUGGAUUUUGGACGCAGCGAGCAAGAAGAAAAGCAGGGGCAGUGGCAACGACAUGUUUGCGCAAAAGGUUGCUGAAGAGCUUAUUGCCGUUGUCGAGGGAAGGAGUGCGGUGUGGGACAAGAGGACGGGGGUGCAUAAGCUGGCUACCACUGCGAGAGCGAACUUGAACUACAGUAUGCGUGGGAGACGUUAGGCCCACGUAGCACACAGGACAGGAGAGAAGGCAGUGACAGGGUGACAUGUACGAAUGUAUACAUAACUUGGCAUAUUUUCUCCCCGGCUCGUCUCGCAGAGUGGACUCCUUUCUGGCAGAGACUUGGCCGUGGCACCAGUCGCUUAGAUGGCUGUGUGAUGACAAUGAAUAGUGG